AUGUGAGUUGUGCUUGUUUAGAGUUUAAAUAAUUUGUUAAAUGAGUGUAAUUUUGUUAUAAUACUAUGGCCUCGUUGUCGUUACCGCGCGUCCUUCAUCCUCGAAAAACCAGUCUUGAAAUUGAACGCGAAAAUUUCGAGAAAUCGCAGAUUUGCAUGGUCUUGUAUUAAAAUAAAUAAAAAACGUAUUGCAUGCCUUUUUUGGAUUUUUCUCUAGCAGUUUUUAAAAAAUGGCUAAAGUUUAUACAGAACGGGAUUAUGAAAAAUACGCUCAAGCCCUCUCGAAAGCGAUCAACAGUCAGGAAACUCCCGUAAAACAAAAACAUGUUCGUUCGGCCAUCAUUGGCACAUUUCACACUCAAGGUGCGACAACAUUUUGGUCAAUUGCUCUUAAACUACCAGCGAUGGACGACCGAAUCGUCGCUUGGAAAUUAUGUCACGUGGUCCAUAAAAUCCUCCGUGAGGGUCACCCCUUGUGCCUUGUUCAUAGUCAACGACACCGUCACGAUCUUGACGAAAUCGGAAAAUUAUGGGUGCAUUUGAGGGAGGGAUACGGCAAGAUGAUUCGUUUGUAUACAAGUCUGCUUAUGACAAAAUUGGAUUUUCAUCGGAAAAAUCCUCGUUUUCCCGGCCAUUUGGGCGUUUCGCACGAGGAAUUGGAGUCGAUUGGCGGCAACGACAUUAAUAAUUAUUUUCAAAUGACUGUGGAAAUGUUUGAUUAUUUGGAUAAUAUAAUUGACUUGCAAGCUGCCGUUUUUGGAUCACUUGAUAUGGCAAGAUCGAAUUCGAUGACAAGUGCGGGACAGUGUCGAUUGGCACCACUGAUUCCAUGUAUCCAAGAUGCUUCCAAAUUAUAUGAUUAUUGCGUCAAAAUACUAUUUAAACUACAUUCUGCCUUACAACCCGACUUACUKRUAGGACACAGACAGAGGUUUCUCAAACAGUUUAAACAAUUGAAAURGUUUUAUCAAAAUACGAGCAAUUUGCAAUAUUUUAAAGAUUUGAUUGCGAUUCCGCCACUACCAGAGAAUCCACCGAAUUUUUUAAUACAGAGUGACCUUCGAACAUACGUAACGCAAGAAGUUGUAGUACCGCAAGAACCGGAAGAGGAACAUGUGACUGAAGGUAGUCUCAUUGAUACGUCCGAAACGUCGGAUGUCAUCGAUAAUCACAGUCGACAUUCAAUUUCGCCAAGUCCGGCCCAUCAGGAAGUCUUAGUCGAGCGAGAUUUCCUCAAAAGUCAAUGCGAUAAAUUGAGUUCGGAUAUCGGAAUUUUGUUGGCUCGUAAUCAGAAAAUCGUCGACAAUUAUCAAACAAAAAUCACGAAUCUUGAGACAGAACUGGCGACAAAAGAGAGUCAAUUGGUGCAAGAGCGUCAAAUCAAGGAAGAGUUGAUGAAUCAGGCAUUUGCUGUUGCGCAGUCGCAGGAUUGUGAACAAAAAGUUAAAGAUGAGAAGUUUAAUAAAUUGAAAGAUGUUUAUGUGAAAUUACGCAAUGAUCAUAUACAAAAAUUGCGUGAAAUGGCCGAAGUCGAGAAAAAGUUUAAUCAAUUGUUGCAAAAAGUUGAAUCGAUUGAACAAUCGAAAGUCGAACUUGAGACAACGAUACUAUCUUUAAGGGAAGAAGUGGCAAAGUCGGAGGAAAAAUUACAGAAAUCUGCAAAUUGUCAAAAUGAAGAGUUGGAAACACUAAAGAGAGAUAAAGAGUUGUUUAAUAUGGAGACGGAAAUUUUGAAAAAAAGUAUCGAUGAUGCGUGUAAAGAAAGGGAUGGUUUGAUGGUCGAAUUGAGGGAAAUUCGAGGGAAAAAUGAGGGGUUGUUGAGGGAGGUUGAGGAAUGGAGUGAGAAGUUUAAGCUUUUGCAGGAGGAGAGUGAGAUAGUUAAGAAAACCAGUGAAGAUGAGAUACGAAAAAUCGUCUUGGAGUCACUCGAAAACAACGAAAUUAUCCUAAAACAAGCCCUCGACGAGAUUGACAACCCUGCCCUGACAGCCCUUUCAUGCAGUCCCGAUUAUUUACGAAGUUUAAGUAAAAUCUGUCUCGAUUCGUUAAAAUACGAAACGGAUUUGAUAAAAACAACGAAUUCUUACGUAAUCGUCAAAGCGAACGAAAUAACACAUCGAAUUUCACUGUUUGUUAUUCAAGGACGAGCGACGGGUAACAACAGUCCUGAUAUUAAUUUCGGCGAAAAAAUGGCCGACGAAUGCAAGAUUUUGUGUGGAAUCAUCCUGAAACUCCUCCAGUGUUUCAAAGACGGUUCUGACACGAAAUCGCUUCAAAAUCAGGCAAUUGUGAAACUCGAAGAAGUCGCCGCACUCGCUGAUAAUAUCAAUUUAUCAAUGAAUGGAAUAAAAGCCGAAAAUUUGGCCGAUUUACUCGAAAAUGAAAUGAUGCAAAUGGAUAAAGCGAUCGAGGAGGCGGCCAAUCGAAUUCAAGACAUGCUUACGAAAUCUCGAACCGCCGAUUCGGGCAUAAAACUCGAAGUUAAUAGCAAAUUACUCGAUUCUUGCACGACUUUAAUGCAGGCGAUUAGAGUCCUAGUGCAGAAAUCGCGAUUAUUACAGGCCGAAAUUGUGGCACAAGGAAAAGGUACGGCGAGUGCGAAAGAGUUUUACAAACGGAACCAUCAAUGGACCGAUGGUUUUAUUUCGGCGGCGAAGGCGGUCGCAGUGGCGGCGAAGUUUCUUUUGACGGCGGCUGAUAAAGUGGUUUCCUCGAACGGUAAAUUGGAACAAAUGGUGGUGGCGGCGCAGGAAAUCGCCGCCUCCACGGCGCAAUUGGUUGUGGCGAGUCGAGUGAAAGCCAAUAGGAAUAGUGCGAAUUUGCAACAGUUGACACAAGCGUCCAAAGGUGUGACGACAGCCACGGGAACGGUUGUGGCGACGGUUAAGGAUUGUAGUCAGUUGAUUGAUGAAAAUGAAGAGUUAGAUACGUCGAAUUUGACUCUACAUCAAGCCAAGACGUUAGAGAUGGAAUCUCAAGUGAGGGUUUUAGAGUUGGAGAAGGAGUUGGAACAGGAGAGACACCGGUUGUUGGCCUUGAGGAAGCAUCAUUACAAGCUUGAGGAGGAAAAUUGAGGAGGCUCAAAAUUUCGCAUUAGAGAAAUUCCAAAGAUAAUUGUUAAGUAUGACUACAAACCGUUGCAUUUUACGUAAUUUAUGCGUAUAUUAAUUUAACAUUAAUUUUAUAACUGUUUGUAAUUAAUACAUGAUGUAAUAAAUUAUUGUAACUA
Messenger RNA from Tribolium madens (black flour beetle), 3228 nucleotides. It is a transcript of the gene Hip1, whose product is annotated as huntingtin-interacting protein 1. Gene Ontology annotation, cellular component: actin cortical patch; clathrin-coated vesicle. The record is from RefSeq and is a predicted model, not a curated record. Lineage: Eukaryota; Metazoa; Arthropoda; Insecta; Coleoptera; Tenebrionidae. The transcript has 15 exons. The coding region runs from base 230 to 3073 and encodes 947 amino acids. Gene Ontology annotation, biological process: endocytosis; clathrin coat assembly; actin filament organization. Gene Ontology annotation, molecular function: actin filament binding; phosphatidylinositol-3,4-bisphosphate binding; clathrin-cargo adaptor activity.